This is a messenger RNA of Musca domestica (house fly), 2620 nucleotides long. RefSeq lists its product as uncharacterized. Gene Ontology annotation, molecular function: nucleic acid binding. Bases 1437 to 2282 code for a protein of 281 amino acids. The record is from RefSeq and is a predicted model, not a curated record. NCBI's taxonomy places the organism in Eukaryota, Metazoa, Arthropoda, Insecta, Diptera, Muscidae. The transcript has a single exon.
GAUCCCCUAGGAUGGAUCAGCGCUACGACCAUUACAGCCAAAAUUAUAUUUCAACAGCUCUGGAAACUCAAGCUUGACUGGAAUGACCUUCUGCCAGAAGAAAUUCAACAUCAAUGGAUUCACUUCAGAGAAAAGCUGAAAUCUCUGGAAGAGAUUCGAAUCCCACGAUGGAUUGGUUACCGACCAACAUCCACAGUUGAACUACAUGGCUUCAGCGAUGCUUCUAGAUUAGCAUAUGCAGCUGUCGUAUAUGCCAGAAUUAUAACGGAAUCCGGUGAGAUAUUAAUAAACUUACUACAAGCCAAAACCAAAGUCGUUCCCCUGAAAAGUGAAACAAUCCCUCGUCUGGAAUUAACUGCAGCAACUCUACUAGCAAAAUUAGUUGCUAAAAUAAAAGCCAGCGUAGAAUUCAACAUUAGCAGCAUCGUAUACUGGACGGAUAGCACUAUCGUUCUUGCGUGGCUAAAAAAUAAUUCAACACGGUUGGAAGUCUACGUGGCAAAUCGAGUAGCACAAAUACAACGUAUUUCGAACGUUAAUAAUUGGAAGUAUGUUCCCACAAAGGAAAACCCAGCUGACUGCGCGUCCAGGGGUUUACUUCCAGAACAAUUAGUUCGUCACACGCUUUGGUGGAAAGGCCCACCUUGGCUCCAAAAUACUUCCGAUACAUGGCCAACUUUCCCCAAUGAAGUUUACUGUGAAGAAAUCAAUAACAAUUAUGCUGUAUCUUUCCACACAAAAACAACAAGUCUACAAUAUCCCGAAAUCACACUUAAAUACUCAAAACUGUCAACUAUGAUACGAGUGACGUCAUAUAUUCUACGAUUUUAUAACAACGUAAAACAAAAAUCCAAAGUAAGCAGAGAGAAUGGAUUUUUGAAAACUUCUGAGUUACAACGAGCAUUACAAUUACUCAUAAAACAAACACAGGCCGUGUGUUUUCAAGAAGAAAUUCGCUGCCUUACACAAGGAAUGAGGGUUCCUAACCAAAGCAGUAUUGCAAAAUUAUCACCGUUCUUAGAUGAAAAGAACAUUCUACGAGUUGGCGGUAGAUUGUCAAAUGCAUCUAUACCCUACAACACUAAACACCCGAUUUUGCUAUCGAAGCAAAAUCCUCUUUCUUUUCUUCUAUUUUCAGAAGCACAUAUGAAAACAUUUCAUGGUAGCCUCCAGCUAAUGCAGUCCUAUGUGUCUCGUGCCUACUGGGUUGUUUCUGCUAGAAACAUAGCAAAACGUGUCCAACGCCAGUGUGUCGUCUGCUUUAAGUAUAAAGCUCAAAUAUGUCAACAACUAAUGGGCAACCUGCCCUCUGUGCGUCUACACCCAACCAGGGCAUUUAAACAUAGUGGACUAGACUAUGCCGGCCCAAUUAAUAUAAAAACAUCGUCACUUAGGACAGCAUCAACCACAAAGGGCUACAUCUGUCUUUUAUCUGCAUGUGUACCAAAGCGAUACACUUGGAAGCAGUGACAAGUCUAAACGUCGAUUCAUUUCUAGCCGCAUUCAGGCGCUUUAUCUCUCGAAGAGGUUUAUGCAGCGAUCUUUAUUCCGACUGUGGAACAAAUUUCGUGGGUGCCAACAAGGAACUUCAAGUCCUCUAUCAACGUAAUAAAUCGUCACUGCCCGAGCAUCUUGUAGAAACGCUCGCAAAUCAAGGCACUACCUGGCACUUCAUUCCCCCCGCUUCACCCCACUUCGGAGGUUUAUGGGAAGCAGGAGUGAAGUCAACAAAACAUCAUCUGCGCCGCAUAAUGAGAGACCGCAUACUUACCUACGAGGAACUCAGCACACUUUUGGCGCAAAUUGAAAGUUGCCUGAAUUCUAGGCCUUUAUGCCCACUGUCAGCAGACCCCGCUGACUCCGAUGCCCUCACACCGGCUCAUUUUCUAAUUGGUGAGGCCACCAAUUGCAUUCCCGAAGAAGACUUGCUUUCUGUGAGCAUUGACCGCUUGAGUAGAUGGAAAUUGGUCGAACGCCUCAAGCAAAACUUUUGGGAUCGCUGGAAUAGAGAAUAUUUGUGUCGCCUUCAAUCACGUCCAAAAUGGAAUAAAAUGGAACGAAACAUCAGAGUAGGCGAUAUAGUUCUCCUCCUACACGAACGAAGCAUUCCGGGUCAAUGGCCGCUUGCAAAAGUUGAACAACUUCACCCUGGUAAUGACGACUUGGUACGAGUUGUCACACUGUAUUGUAAUGGCAAAUACAUCAAACGCCCUAUCUCCAAAGUAUGCCUCCUGCCAUCAGAUGAAGUUCUACCUAAAGAAGAGAAAAUUCUAACAACAUAAGAACAGUCGUUCUUGGCGCGGGAGAAUGUUUGGGAUUUUUUUUCCCCAAACUAAAAAUACACUGCAAACCCUACAUACAAUUAUUUUCCUCCUCAAGAGUUUGUUGAACUCUUUUCUAUUCCCUUUUCUAUUAUUAUUUGUUUACGCGAAACCAAACCUAACGGUCCCUUAUGUAGGUACAGACGAUCAUACGAGUAUGUAUGUAUGUACAUAUGUACAUAGCUACCUAACAACGGCCGUCGGUCAUCUCGCUGCUGCUGCUAUUGCGUUUUCGUUUUGUUUGGUCGCAGCAAAAAUUUGUCAGUUGCCUUUUGUACAUCUGCCUGAAGCAGAUCAUA